CAGUAAAGGCGAUGACCCAUGUGUGGCAACGCUAGCUCCUCCACCCUCUGCUGUCACCGCUGGGGGCUGUCAGAGGAUUCAGGAGUCACUCUAGGCUGUCCCCAGAUGAAGUGGCCUGCCCAAGAGUGCAGCCCUGGGUCCUGCUUCCGAGGUGCCCCUGUCCCAGCCUGACCCGGUGCGAGGGUGGUGGGUCUGCGGAUGGCGGGGGAAUGACUCACUGGCUGGGAGCCUUGACUCAGAAGGAAGGAAGACCAGGGCUCAGUUCCAACUGCAACAUUUCUUGGUAGAAACCCCUGUCUAAGCCAAGGCCUUUCUGGGUCCUCCUCUCCUAGGGUGAGGCCGGACAGGGAGUGGGUGUGGGGGGAGGUGGAAGGCAGCGAUGAGCCUAGAACUGGAUGAAGAGUCUCUGCCCCUUGCUCCAGGGCCUGGGGAAGGAACUCUGCCCAGUAAGUGCUGCAGUCCCUGGAUCCCAGGCCUGCCUAGACGCUGUGAGUCUGUGUGUGGUCACUGCACUGCCUGGCAGGGCCUGCUGCCUCAGCACCUGCCACAGCCCUGCUCUUCCCCAGGACACUGGGACCAAGUCUGACUCUGAAAAAGGAGAGGCCACAGAAACAAGCCUGGGCUGCCGGUUGGAGGAUGAAAGACCCAUGGCCCAACAGCCCUCUGUCACCCCAGCUGACACUCAGACUCCAGAGCAGAACCCUACUGGCCCAAACACACAGAUGAGGAUAUGGAAGCACAGAGAGGCCACACUGCAAGCAAGUAGAGAGAAGACCCAAUCCCAAAUGCGAUUCCCUUCCUCCAACCCUGCUUCUGUCCCCAUCCAGCAGCAGCCUGAGCAUACCUGCUGUCCUCGCUGGUGACCAGGACACGCACAGCCAGCACAUCCUGUCCAGCUGCAUCCUCCCCAGGGCUGAUCCUCACCGAGGUCCACUCGGAGGGCGAGGGAGAGGCGGCGCCCCCUUCCACAUCACCGUGUUGUGGCUCAGAGAUGCUCUUCGGCCUCUUGGGGGAGGUGGGCUCAUCUGCUGAGAGGAGAGCAGGGUCUAGAGAGAUGGUGCAAAUGAAUGACCCAGCAGGACUCCUCCAGGGGCUCGGGACCCCUCUAGGCCCAGGGUCUACUCAGACACUCCAAAGCUGACCUUCUCGUCCUCUGUGCCACUGCUGGAACCCUCACCCCCGAGCCCGCCAGAUGCCCAGGCAUUUAGGGCACAUCUCCCACAUGUAGGGCGCGAAUGCACAGAUUAUCCCAUUUAGUCCACAGGGAAGGUUCUGAAACGUUCAGAGGGGCCAUUCUGGGCUAACCAGUCUCUGAAGAGCAACGUCCAACAUGUUGCUAAAUCCAGUGGUAACAUCUCAGUUCUCAUCUUAUUUGACUAUUUGACACACCAGCAGCAUUUGACCCAGCCGGUCACUCCGUCCUAGAAAUAGCUCUCUCUGCUUCUAGGAUGGCAAGGCCUGCCCAAACCCCAGCCCCUACUUCACUGGCAAUUUCCUUUAUUUCCUCUGCUGGCUCUACCUUCUUCCCUUGAUCUCGUAACACUGAAAGAUCCCGGGACUCAGUCUCUGAACCUCUUUUCUUCUCUGUCUACACUCAUGCUCUUGAUGCCCUCAUCUGGUCUCAUGGCUUUAAAUAACCCUAGACAACAAUGACCUCCAGAUUUCUAUCUCCAGCCUGGACAUUCCUGAUUCUAGACUUAUAUAGACCACUGCUCACUUGCAUCUCAAUCUGGGUGUCUAACAGACACGUCAAACUCAACAAGUCCGAACGGAGUUCUUCAUCUUCUCCCCCGACCCAAUGUCAUUGUCUUGCCUACAGCCUUCCCCCUCUCAGUAAAUGGCAACUUCAGCUUCCUGUUGCUCCAGCCAACACCUCGCCAGCAUCUUUGACUGCUCUUGUCCUUUCAUUCUUCAUUCAAGGCAUCAGCAAAUCCUGAUGGGUCUGCCUUCAAAACACGUCAGGAAUCCAGACUCCUCUCACCACCUCUCUGCUUCCCACCCCUGGUCUGGCCACCAUUGUCUUUUGCUUGGAUCAUAGAAACUGCCUCUACCUGGCCUCUGUCCCUGCCCUCUUGCUGUGCCCCACCCCCACAGUCUAUUCUCCACACAGCAGCCAGGGUGACUCCAUUAAAACCUGAGUGAGAUCAUGCCACUCCUCUGCUUAAAAUCCCCCAAUGGCCCCUCAUUCACUCAGAGUGAAAGCUGAAGGCUCUACCGAGGCUUGCAAAGUCCAACAUAACGUAGUCUCCAGUGCGUACUGUGACCUUGUCUCCUAGCACUGGCCCCAGGCUUGCCCUGCCCUCACCAUGGCACCUCUGUGAUGCUCCUCCACACUCUGGGCACAUGCCCUUCUCAGACCCCUUGCACUGCUCUUGCUUCUGCCUGGAAGGUGUUAAUCCCCAGACAUUUCCAUGCAGGCCUCACUCACUGGCUGUCUUCAAGUCCUUGGUGGAACGUCACCUGCCCUGACCAUCCUAUUUAAAAUGGCAGCCCAUGCCCUCAGUGCUGUCCACUCCCCUUGAUUUUUAGUCAUAGCGUGUCUCACCCUCCAAUAAACUAUACAAUUUCCUUUUUCA
Molecule: messenger RNA, 2576 nt
Organism: Chlorocebus sabaeus (green monkey)
Lineage: Eukaryota; Metazoa; Chordata; Mammalia; Primates; Cercopithecidae
Source: RefSeq, a predicted model, not a curated record